GAAUAUACGGUGUUGGGUUGGGAAGGCGGCGAAUGAACCCCCACCAGUGAAGAGCGGCGGAGAAUCUGUUUUUGCGGCGCAGGUCCAGCUUCUCUCUUUCUUCUCUUGCAUGGAGAACAAGAGAUGCUUCAUUCAAUGCUGAGACAAUCUACAUUCACUACAUUCACUUUCUGACCUUUUUUGUAUAGAACUGUGUCAGGUAGACCAACUCCAGUUCCUGUCACUUACUUUAUCUGUUUCUGUUUGAUCCCCCUUCAAUUGGAACUGUCCUCCCACAUUUACCUCUCUUGUCUCUUAUUGCGUCAUGGGUUUGAAAGAAGAUAUUGCGUUUGACCCGCCUUGUCAUCCACGAGCUUGUGCCAUCCAAGCCUGCUUAACGAAAAACUCGUUCAACGAAGACAAAUGCCAGGCACAAAUUGAUGCCCUGUACGAGUGCUGCAAUGCUUUCUACCAGGAGCGUGGAGACCACGGCCAGACCCCAAGCUGUCCCAAAGCCAGUCUACUUCGACUGAAGAUGAAGCAACGAGCCCAAGGGAACUGAAGAGUUUUCUCUUUUUCUCCCUGAUUAUACCUGCAGUCGACAAGCCUCUGUAUAUAGCUGUGUAAUUACUGAAUAGAAGUGACUAGAGCAACUGUUGUGUGGUACUCAUCAAUCAUCAAAAUCCGUAGAAAAUAGAUGUGCCAAUUCCCUUGCAGUCUGAACUCCCAUAUAGAGAGAGCUAGACUAAUUGAAGAACUGCCAUGACUGCUCUAAGACAAUCUUGAGCACGCUGAGAGGCCGUUUUGACCUGAACGAAGAUAGAGAAAACGAUCGUUCCGAGACUCUAAU
Messenger RNA from Aspergillus candidus, 829 nucleotides. RefSeq lists its product as uncharacterized. The transcript is spliced from 4 exons. Gene Ontology annotation, cellular component: mitochondrial intermembrane space. The coding region runs from base 305 to 541 and encodes 78 amino acids. The record is from RefSeq and is a predicted model, not a curated record. NCBI's taxonomy places the organism in Eukaryota, Fungi, Ascomycota, Eurotiomycetes, Eurotiales, Aspergillaceae.